Messenger RNA from Oncorhynchus mykiss (rainbow trout), 5299 nucleotides. RefSeq names its product iron responsive element binding protein 2 (gene ireb2). NCBI's taxonomy places the organism in Eukaryota, Metazoa, Chordata, Actinopteri, Salmoniformes, Salmonidae. The record is from RefSeq and is a predicted model, not a curated record.
AUUAAUGAGUUGCUUAACGUGGACAUGUUUUGGGCGGAGUAAACCCUCUCGCUUCGACUCUUCCUCUCUGGUAAUAGCCUCUCCCGUUUCAGAAGUCAUCAUGGCGCUCACUUCCUCAGUCAAAGUGGAGCAUCCUUUUAACCACCUGAUUGACACGCUGAAAGAUGGCGACCGGAAGUAUUUCAAUCCACAGAAGCUGAAUGAUGCAAGAUACGACAAGCUGCCUCUAUCCAUCCGUGUCCUCUUGGAGGCGGCCAUACGCAAAUGCGACGGCUUCUAUGUGAAAGAAGAGGACGUCCACAACAUCCUAGACUGGAGCGAGCAGCAGAAUGUGGCAGAAGUGCCAUUCCCUCCUGCCCGGGUCCUGCUGCAAGACUUCACGGGCAUCCCUGCCAUGGUGGACCUGGCUGCCAUGAGGGAUGCAGUGACCAAACACGGAGUGGACCCCGGCCUGGUCAACCCUGUGUGCCCCACAGACCUCAUUGUUGACCACUCGCUACAGAUCGACCUCAACAAAUGUGCCAUACAGAACGCCCCCAACCCUGGUGGAGGGGAUAGCCAGAGCCAGGGGCCUCCGUCUCGCCCCUCCCCCGCCAGACCCACACCCAGAAGGGGGUCCCAGUGUGGAGGCGAGAGAGGCAGCUGCAGCAAAGGGGGCUGCAGUGACACCCCGGGAAGACCCGCCACUGCUGUCCAGCAGAUUGAGAACACCCCUCUCCUAUGCCCCUUCCAUCUACAACCCGUCUCUGAACCUGAAACAGCUCUGAAAAACCAGGAGUUGGAGCUGAUCCGAAACAAAGAACGGCUGCAGUUCUUUAAGUGGUGCUCCAAAGCGUUUAAGAACGUGAACGUGGUGCCCCCGGAUGUGGGCGCAGUACACCAGCUAAACCUGGAGUACCUGUCUCAGGUGGUGCAGGAGAGCCAGGGCUUCAUCUACCCAGACAGCGUGGUGGGCACAGACUCUCACACCACCAUGAUCAACGGUCUGGGCAUCCUCGGCUGGGGUGUGGGAGGGAUCGAGUCGGAGGCAGUGAUGCUGGGCCAGCCCAUCUCUCUGACCCUACCCCAGGUGGUUGGCUGCAGGCUAGUAGGCUCCGUCAACAUCCUGGCCACGUCCAUCGAUAUUGUUCUGGGGAUCACCAAGCACCUUCGUCAAGCGGGCAUAGCUGGGAAGUUUGUGGAGUUUUUUGGUCCCGGCAUGUCCCAGCUGUCUGUCCCAGACAGGACCACCAUCGCCAACAUGUGUCCUGAAUACAAUGCCACCGUCAGCUUCUUCCCUGUCGACCAUGUCACACUCAAACACUUUAAGCAAACAAACUUUACCGAGGAGAAACUUGAAUUAUUGGAGGCUUAUCUGAAGGCUGUGAAACUCUUCAGGAGCUACGAGGACUCGUCAGAAGACCCACAAUAUUCUGAGGUGAUUGAGAUCAACCUGAGCUCCAUGGUGCCCCAUGUGAGUGGGCCAAAAAGGCCCCAGGACAGGGUGGCUGUCAGCAGCAUGAAGGAGGACUUCCAGAGCUGUCUCAACGAGAAGGUGGGUUUCAAAGGGUUCCAUAUCUCCAAGGAGAAGCAGGAGAGCCUGGUGCCUUUCCUCCACGGCGGUCAGGAGUACGAGUUGGCCCACGGCUCUGUGGUCAUCGCAGCCGUCAUCAGCUGCACCAACAACUGCAACCCCUCCGUCAUGUUGACCGCAGGUUUGCUGGCCAAGAAAGCGGUGGAGGCGGGCCUUAUCGUCAAGCCUUACAUCCGCACCAGCCUGGCUCCUGGCAGUGGCAUGGUCACCCACUACCUCAACACCAGUGGAGUACUGCCUUACCUCAGCCAGCUAGGGUUUGAAGUGAUAGGCUAUGGAUGUGCCACCUGCGUUGGAAACACUGCACCUUUACCGGAGACCGUCUCUGAAGCUAUCAAAGAGGGGGACUUGGUGGCCUGCGGAGUGCUAUCUGGGAACAGACACUUUGAGGGACGCCUAUGUGACUGUGUCAGGGCCAACUAUCUGGCCUCUCCACCCCUAGUAGUGGCGUACGCCAUCGCCGGCACCGUCAGCAUCAACUUCGAGAAAGAGCCUCUGGGUGUGACCUCUGAGGGGAAGGAGGUGUACCUGCGGGAUGUGUGGCCCACCAGGGAGGAGGUGCAGCAGAUAGAGCAGGACAAGGUCAUCUCUUCCAUCUUCACAGAGCUCCGUGCCAGAAGGGAGAAAGGGAACACGUUUUGGAAUAACCUUGAAUGUCCAGAGUCUGUGGUUUUCCCAUGGGAUCCCAAAUCCACAUAUAUCCGCUCUCCUUCCUUCUUCAACAAACUUUGUAAAGAGGUCCAGCCGCCCCAGUCUAUAGAGAACGCCCAUGCCCUACUGUUUCUGGGAGACAAGGUGACCACCGACCACAUCUCCCCUGCCGGGAGCAUCGCCAGGGUCAGUGCUGCUGCCAAGUACCUGCUGAGCAAACGCCUUACACCACGAGAGUUCAAUUCGUACGGCGCCCGGAGGGGAAACGACGCGGUGAUGACCCGAGGGACAUUUGCCAGCAUCAAACUCCAGAACCGGUUAAUCGGCAAACCGGGCCCCAAGACCGUGCACAUUCCAUCAGGCCAGACUCUGGACGUGUUUGAGGCAGUAGAGCGCUACCAGAGAGACGGGAUUCCCCUCAUCAUCCUGGCAGGGAAGCAGUACGGCUCAGGAAACUCUCGGGACUGGGCGGCCAAAGGACCCUACCUACUGGGUGUGCGAGCUGUCAUAGCAGAAAGCUUUGAGAAGAUGCACAAGAAUCACCUGGUGGGCAUGGGCAUCGCGCCCCUCCAGUUCUUGCCAGGCCAGAGUGCCGAUUCGCUAGAGCUCUGCGGGAAGGAGAAGUUCACUAUCACUCUACCAGAGGACCUGUCCCCAAAGCAAAUGCUGACUGUCAAAACUAGCUCUGGAAAGACCUUCAGUGUGACGACUCUGUUUGACAACGAGAUGGAUGUGGCCUUUUACCGGCAUGGCGGGCUGCUGCGAUACGUGGCUCGAACCAUGCUCUAGACUAGAUCAUUUUAUCUUAACUCCGCUUUAACCCCAAGGACUGAUUUUCUUUCUGUGCUUAUAUAUGGGGUUAGUCAUGCUCCAACCAUCUAGUUGAAUGUGUGGAAAUGGGCCUACUAAACUAGCUUGCUCAAGUAGGGAAGACACAGAAGCUAAUUCACAGAGAUUAUGUACCCUCCCCCGCCCACAGACAAAUGCCUCCCAGGUCUAAACCGAACCUGUGCUGUUUUGAACUGCUUGUGACCAGUCCAGUCUGCUCCACUUCAGACUAGCUCAGACCAGCCCAACAUUCUUUCAGCUCCAAGACCAGCUCAGUCCUCUUUGACGAUAUCAAUCUGCUUCAGCAUUUAGACCAACACAAUCCACUUUAGAACAGAUUGAUAUUUAACGGCUGAGCAUGCCCCAUUCAGAACAACCAGCUCCAGCAGGGUGCCUGUUCUAUAGGGUGGAACAUUCCGAACGUUGCAGUGUAGAAGUCCAAUGUAAAGCAUGGGCAUAACCUGAUAAAGUCAUUGAUUUUUAUCUGUGUCAGUCGGAAAGUUUCAUCUCUUUUGAACAGGUAUCUGCACUUUUUAUCAGCGCUUGAGCUUCCUAACCACAUCAGUCAAGUUCAAUUCUGAAACCAGAUCGAUCUGCUUUAGCCGACCAGAUGAGAGACCUUGUGCCCAAUUGCAACCCAACUCUUUCUCUCUACUCCUUUGAUGCGUAUGUAGAUCUGUACAGAUUGGAUUGCUGUAAGCAACAGGGAGAAUAUUCUACUUUGCCUACAUAAUGUAAUCUUUUAAGAUUUGGAUUUGGAAUCGUGCACCAGUCUUGGCUGUGCAUAUCUCCUGCAGACAUCCUUUACAACAGAGUAUUUCCAGGGAUGUCCUCUUUUUCACUUAUGGUCAGAAUGAGAAUGUGGAGGAAACAGUUGUUUUUUGCUCUCCAUGUCUGCACAGCUUCAUUGUCUACUGGUUGAACUGAUUAUCUGACAACGGGGUUAGUUUCCACACCCAAAUACUAUCGAUUUCACUGGUGCUGAGGCAGAGGUGUCAAAAUGUCCUUCGCUUUGGUGCUUCUAAUGACAAUUUGCGAGGUCCUCUGUAAGAUGCAUACAAUCUAGAACUGUAUAUCUCUAUAUAUGGCUCUGAUAGUCUAGUUUGGUCUACAAUAUCUCAUUACAUGUUGCUUGUCAGGUACCGGUAUUUAAGGUUUACAAAGUAGCGGGCAACCAUUGUUCGUGUGUUGGUAUUAACACUGUGGUUGGACAUUUUGCAUGUUAAGGCUGUCUGUGUGACAUUGUUGCCUCAGUUGUCUUACUCAGAUAAUGGCACUAUAUGAAACUUUAUUCAUACAAUAUAAUUGAGACUUCUGGAAUGUGGAUUUGAACAUUAGCUUUUAAACAAAUACUUUAGUGGUCAUUGAGAUUGUCAAGUAUUUAUUGUCAUACUAAAUUCAAACAGUUGACUGUCAUGUGCUGUUUGAAAACCCAACAUAUUUUUAUUUUUUUUACUUUCCAAGAGUGAACAAUGCCGUUGUGUUGCCGUGACACAUUUCCAAAGCAAGUUUAAGCAGAGAACAGAGUUUCCUGACCUGUAAUGUCAUUCGUUUUGAGGGUGCAUACACACACGUUGAUGUCUUUGGUUGUCAAACUACAGAGCUUCAAUUAGCCUGAUUUGGGCUUAUUGGUUUCCUGUGUUUUGUUGUGUUUUGAUUGGGUACUUGAGUCCUGGCCGCUGGUCUGAUCAAGAUGGUGCAACACUGAAGAACUUUCAGAAUCAGGUAGAAAUGUCUAGUGUAGAUACGAUUUAAUUGUCACGUAGAACAUGUAAUCAAGUCAACUGUGUUCAUUUCUAUCUGCAAUGUUAUUCUGAGUAUUUCACCUCACUGAGUAUACCCCAGUUUUAUCUUAAUGCAGUUUCCCUUGAAAGUGUGAUCCGUUCUAUUGGCUUGACUUCAAAGGUAUGCGUCUCACUGACUGCUUUGGGGAUUUUAGGUUUUUCCCUGAGUACAAGCACACGGUAAUUUAGUACAUUUUAAUUAAUGGAUGACGUAUGUGAUGUUAUUAUUUGUGUGUAGGUGUUGUUGGGGUACUGCUUCAUUUUUCAUUUUCACAAAAAAUGUACCAUAUGCAAACAAAGCAAGUGCAACAUUGCACAUAACAAUAAGUACCUGGUUAAUGCAGAGAAGUGGUAAAAAAAAUAAUAAUUAAGUACCGAAUACUGAAUUAUAACAGAUAUUGUAUAUAGUUUUUAAUAAAUGAUUAAAAUGAAAGUUUUACUGUAAAGAAACUACAAAAAAACA